Molecule: messenger RNA, 810 nt
Organism: Closterium sp. Naga37s-1
Lineage: Eukaryota; Viridiplantae; Streptophyta; Zygnematophyceae; Desmidiales; Closteriaceae
Source: the annotation of a GenBank genome assembly
AUGGCUCGUUUCAUCCCGGCGGCCGUGAAGGCCUCGUUUCUCUUCGUCUGCCUCGCCUCCGCGGUGCUCCUCUCCGCCGCCGCUGCCACUCCCGCAGCAAAUGCGACUGCCGCCGCAAACAAGACUGCGGCCGCAAACAAGACUGCGGGCGCAAACGCGACUCACCCAAACCGUGUCGGGUCUGCCGGCGUGAGCCUCACGUUGACGAGCGCGAGGCGGAGCAACGGCAUGAGCCAGGGGAAGGAUACCACGUGCUCGUACUACGGCAACUACACCGCCAACCCCUUCUUCGGCAAGGGCCUUACCCGGUGCCGCGACAAGCCGGUGACGGUGCGCGUGGUGGGCGAGGUGAAGACGGAGAAGCAGCUGUCGCUGUCCCGCGUGGCAUGGGGGAAGAUCGUGCAGGCCGACAUCGCCGGGGCGCCCGUCAACGUCACGUACGUGCGCACCAACUGCGUGUCGACCGUCGGAUCUGCGGUGCGCGUGCGGAAGAACGCGACGGCGGAGAGUUUCGCGAUUCAGAUGGUGGGACUCGCGGGGCCCGGCACGCUGCAGCUUGUCGAGGCGAGCGCGGACGGCGGCAAGAAGUGGACGAAGCUCGCUCGCGACGGCAGCAAGGCCGUGUGGGUGCUCGCGGGCGCAGAGGCGAAGGCGGUUACCGGUGCGAAGAAGGCGAUGAGCGUUCGCCUCACCGCGGGGCACACGCUGGAAGUGAUCGUUCUCGCUGACAUCAUUCCCGCCGAUUGGAAGCCUGCUACGCUAUAUCCUGCGAAGACUAACUUCAAGAAGCUGAUGCCCGAAGCCAAGUAA